Messenger RNA from Marchantia polymorpha subsp. ruderalis, 645 nucleotides. The record is from the annotation of a GenBank genome assembly. Lineage: Eukaryota; Viridiplantae; Streptophyta; Marchantiopsida; Marchantiales; Marchantiaceae.
AUGGUCUCUACGAACAAUAUUAAAUAUUCUCUAAUUGGCAACAGGAGUGAAAGGAGGAGGAACUCCAGGACAAAGAAUACGAGCAGUGAGGAGCUGGAAGAUGUUCACACCGACCGGUCGCUGGGUGGGAAGAUCCCAAGGUCCCACAUAUACGAAGACAAGCCACCUAUACCUUCCAUUCCGCCUCACUAUGAACUAGAGGCACGCGGUGGCCCCACUGUGGCCCCGAAAGCCCUCUAUAAGGCAGCACCCACGUCAGAAGAGUUCGAAGGAGGAGGAGGAGGAGGGAAGGAAGGAAGGACGACGGAAAGAAGCAACGGGUUGAGCGACGCCAUAGCCAACCGAUCGUCUGUCUGUCGCUCCGUACUGGCAGGGCAAAAGGGGCCCCGCCGACCGGGCCGGGCGCAAUGCGAAUCUCAGCGCCGAGCAGACAGCCUCGGCUGGCUGGCCGGGCCAGCUUUGCCAACGUGCUGCGGGCGAUCGAUCCAUCGUUUCUUGCAGUGCAGUUUCAAAGAUUCGGGGAAGGAAGGAAGAAAGGCAAUGUCGGGCGAUAGUCGGAUACCACACAUGCAGCCCCGAGGCCAACGAGAAGCAGGACGGCAGGUGACGAGGAAAUUCGCCAUAAUCUCCGAGCAGGAGGAUUAG